AUGAUGGACUAUAUAAAACGGCGAUUCUCUUUAGGAGAUCUUCAAAAUGAAUCAACUGAUACAAUAAUGACUCGACCAACAUUACUUCAUUCUCAUAUGAAUAUUCCAUCUCGUCAAUCAAUACUGGAAUCAAAAUUAAUACCACAUAAAGAUGUAUCAAGGCAUUCUAUUGGAAACAUUUUAUAUCCUAAUCCAUUAUCAAAUAUUGCAAAAGAUGUUGUUAAUCAACCAACUGGAAUAGAACUGACAUCAUCACAAUCAAUAUUGAAAGAAAAAUCAAAAUUAUUAUUUGUUAUUGAUGAUGAACAAAUCGAUUGUAAAUAUUUUCAAGGCAGAAAAAUUUUUGCUGAUUACGAUAUUCAUGUUGAACAGGCACAAUUCAAAGAAAUAAAUCUAUCUGCUUAUUCUCAUGGUGGAAUUGUAAUUAAUAUAAAUGUUUAUCGAAAUGGAAAACAUAUUGUUGGAUCAUUUUGUCCAGAUUUUGUCCUUGUUCGACAAUAUGUAACAGAUAUUAAUAUUGAUUGGAUAAAUAUUAUUCUUGGAAUGCAAUAUGGAGCUGUACCAAGUAUAAAUUCAAUGAGAGCUUUAUAUAAUUUUCGAGAUAAACCUUGGAUUUUUGCCGAAUUACUUAAAAUUCAACAUCGUUUAGGUGCUGAACAAUUUCCAUUAAUAAGUCAAGUUUAUUAUCCAAAUCAUCGAAAAAUGUUUAUUUCACCACAAUUUCCAUCUGUAAUUAAAAUUGGUCAAGCUCAUCAAGGUUCAGGAAAAAUUAAAAUUGAAAACUCACGUGAUUAUCAUGAUCUAAGAAGUAUUAUUUCAAUGAGUAAAUGUUAUUCAACAAUUGAACCAUAUAUUAAUGGACAAUGUGAUAUUUAUAUACAAAAUCUUGGAAAACUUUAUAAAACNUGUCGAAAAUUGAUAUAA
This is a messenger RNA of Rotaria sp. Silwood2, 924 nucleotides long. The record is from the annotation of a GenBank genome assembly. Lineage: Eukaryota; Metazoa; Rotifera; Eurotatoria; Philodinida; Philodinidae.